Molecule: messenger RNA, 2422 nt
Organism: Schistosoma bovis
Lineage: Eukaryota; Metazoa; Platyhelminthes; Trematoda; Strigeidida; Schistosomatidae
Source: the annotation of a GenBank genome assembly
ACAACAACAACAACAGCAACAACAUACUACUAAUAAUCAUUAUUCAGAAAUGAAUCAUACACUACUUAAUUCCAUAUCAUCAUCAGUAUCAAUGAUGAAUUCUAUGGAUCAUUAUAAUCAUCAUCAUUCUAAAUUAGAUGAAAAAUUAAAUGAUAAUAAAAAAAUUGGAAGAAAUAGAACAACAUUUACACCGGAACAAUUAGAAAUACUUGAAGAAGAAUUUGAACGUACACAUUAUCCUGAUUUAAUGAUUAGAGAACAAUUAGCAGGAUCAAUGUUAAUACCUGAAUCACGUAUACAAGUAUGGUUUUCAAAUCGUCGUGCAAAAUGGCGUCGUGAAGGUAAAGAAUUAAAUCACACCAAACAAAAUAGAUCAUCAAGAUCACCAAGUUUAGAUGAUAAUCCAAGUAAUGAUCAACAUUAUAAUUAUUCAAUAUUGAAUAAAGUACAAGAUUAUUCUAGAAUGAAUGAUCAUCAUCAAUUAGAUCAAUUGAAUUUAAUUAAACAAAAAUUAAAUUAUGAACAAAUGAAUCCUCAUUCUACUAUAGUUUAUCAUCAUCAUGAUGAUUAUCAUCAACAGAAUAAACAAAAAGAAGAACAAAUAAAUAUGAUUAGAAAAGAAUAUGGUAAUAUGAAUUGGACAUAUAUGUCUACACCAAUUCAUCAAGAGCAUCUAUCACCUAAGAAACUAUUCAAUUAUUCUGAACAAUUUGAUCCAUUAAAUGAUCAUAUACCACGAGAUCAUUCAAAUGUAAUCAAUCCAAUUUCUAAUCAUCAAACAGAAACUUAUACAAUGUUAAAUGAUGUAACACGUUCAACUAAUCAUGAACAUAUUUUAUCAACAAAAAUCAAUUUAAAUGAUCCUAUUCUAUCGAUUAAUCAUUAUAAUCAUGAUACAGAUCAUAAUUCUGAUCUAGAUCAUAGACAAAUACAAAAUAUCAUAUCAAAUAAUAAAAGAGAUGGAAUGUUAAUGAUGAAUUCAGAUUUUACUAAAUUAAAUUGUUUGCCAUAUAAUAAUCAAUUAUUAGAGACGAUUCAUACUGUGAAUACGACUACUACUUCUUCUCCUACUCCUCCUCCUCCUCCUCCUACUACUACUACUACUACAAAUAAUCAUAACAGUGAUACUAUUAUUAGUAGUACUACUACUAAUAAUAAUGUAAAUAGUUUAAUGAGUAGUAUACAUACAUUAAAUAGAAAUGAUUCAUUUGAUAUAUCUCACAAUCAAGAAAGACAAAUUGAUAUAGAAUUAAUGGAUAAAACACAAUCUAAUCAUGCAGAUUAUCAACCAAUAUGGUUGAAUUCUACUGAUCAAAUACAUAAUUAUAAAACAGAUUCAAUAAAUCCUUCAUUAUGGUAUGGUAUGACAUAUCCUCAACCAAGUACAUUAUCUACUGAUUCUGGUAUUGGUUCACCACCACCGCCACCACCAUCAUCAACAUCAUCAUCAUUGUCUAUGCUGUCUAACAAUGGUAUCAUUGGUAAAUCACCUAUUUCUAUUGGAUAUGACCAUGGAUCAACUAAUCAUCUAUUACCACAAAUACUUCCUGAUACAUCAUCUCAGUUAUCUUCUAUGGCUGUAGCAGCUGCAGCGGCUGUUGUAGCUUGUUUAAAGAAAUUUAUCUGCAAUCUAAUAAACAAUCCUCAUAAGAUUUUGGAUGAUGAUGAUGAUGAUGAUGAUGAUGAUGAUGAUGAUGAUGAUGAUGAUGAUGAUGAUGAUGAUGAUGAUGAUGAUGAUGAUGAUGAUGAUGAUGAUGAUGAUGAUGAUGAUGAUGAUGAUGAUGAUGAUGAUGAUGAUGAUGAUGAUGAUGAUGAUGAUGAUGAUGAUGAUGAUGAUGAUGAUGAUGAUGAUGAUGAUGAUGAUGAUGAUGAUGAUGAUGAUGAUGAUGAUGAUGAUGAUGAUGAUGAUGAUGAUGAUGAUGAUGAUGAUGAUGAUGAUGAUGAUGAUGAUGAUGAUGAUGAUGAUGAUGAUGAUGAUGAUGAUGAUGAUGAUGAUGAUGAUGAUGAUGAUGAUGAUGAUGAUGAUGAUGAUGAUGAUGAUGAUGAUGAUGAUGAUGAUGAUGAUGAUGAUGAUGAUGAUGAUGAUGAUGAUGAUGAUGAUGAUGAUGAUGAUGAUGAUGAUGAUGAUGAUGAUGAUGAUGAUGAUGAUGAUGAUGAUGAUGAUGAUGAUGAUGAUGAUGAUGAUGAUGAUGAUGAUGAUGAUGAUGAUGAUGAUGAUGAUGAUGAUGAUGAUGAUGAUGAUGAUGAUGAUGAUGAUGAUGAUGAUGAUGAUGAUGAUGAUGAUGAUGAUGAUGAUGAUGAUGAUGAUGAUGAUGAUGAUGAUGAUGAUGAUGAUGAUGAUGAUGAUGAUGAUGAUGAUGAUGAUGAUGAUGAUGAUGAUGAUGAUGAUGAUGAUGAUGAUGAUGAUGAUGAUGAUGAUUAA